Mercurialis annua (annual mercury) is the source of this 1816-nucleotide messenger RNA. RefSeq names its product suppressor of mec-8 and unc-52 protein homolog 1. NCBI's taxonomy places the organism in Eukaryota, Viridiplantae, Streptophyta, Magnoliopsida, Malpighiales, Euphorbiaceae. The transcript is spliced from 16 exons. Gene Ontology annotation, biological process: mRNA splicing, via spliceosome. Gene Ontology annotation, cellular component: precatalytic spliceosome. The record is from RefSeq and is a predicted model, not a curated record. Bases 141 to 1679 code for a protein of 512 amino acids. Gene Ontology annotation, molecular function: protein binding.
UCCCAGCCCACACCCACACUCACCGGAGAUAGCAUUUUGCCUUUCUCCGAUAAGCGAAACACACCUCUAAACCCUAAUUUAAAACCCUAAAAUCCUAAAAUCACUCGUGCGCGCGCAUUCAACACCUAUCCAAAUUAACAAUGACACUAGAAAUCGAAGCUCGAGAUGUAAUAAAGAUUGUUCUCCAGUUCUGCAAAGAGAAUUCGCUUCACCAAACGUUUCAAACAUUGCAGAACGAAUGCCAGGUGUCGCUAAACACAGUAGAUAGCAUUGAAACAUUUGUCGCUGAUGUUAACAGUGGACGGUGGGACGCUGUUUUGCCUCAAGUUUCUCAGCUUAAACUUCCAAGAAAUAAAUUAGAGGAUUUAUAUGAGCAGAUUGUGUUAGAAAUGAUAGAGCUUCGAGAAUUAGAUACCGCUCGUGCAAUUUUAAGACAAACUCAGGCAAUGGGUGUCAUGAAGCAGGAGCAACCUGAGAGAUACUUGCGACUUGAACAUCUUCUAGUUAGGACGUAUUUUGAUCCAAAUGAGGCUUAUCAAGAAUCAACCAAGGACAAACGCCGUGCACAGAUUGCCCAAGCUAUUGCUGCAGAAGUUAAUGUAGUUCCGCCUUCACGAUUAAUGGCUUUAAUUGGUCAAUCUUUAAAGUGGCAGCAACACCAAGGAUUGCUUCCACCAGGAACACAGUUUGACUUAUUUCGAGGAACAGCUGCUAUGAAACAAGAUGUAGAUGAUAUGUACCCCACAACUCUUGCCCACACCAUCAAGUUUGGAACUAAAAGUCAUGCAGAAUGUGCUCGGUUCUCACCAGAUGGGCAGUUCCUUGUCUCAUGUUCUGUUGAUGGAUUUAUUGAGGUUUGGGAUUACCUAAGUGGAAAGAUUAAAAAAGAUCUUCAGUACCAGGCUGAUGAAACUUUUAUGAUGCACGAUGAUCCAGUCCUAUGUGUUGAUUUUAGUCGUGAUUCCGAGAUGAUUGCAUCUGGUUCCCAAGAUGGAAAGAUCAAAGUUUGGCGGAUAAGGACCGGUCAAUGCUUACGUCGAUUGGAACGUGCACAUGGUCAGGGAGUCACUAGUGUUGCAUUUUCUCGUGAUGGAAGUCAGCUGCUAAGUACAUCCUUUGACAGUACUGCCAGAAUACAUGGCCUUAAAUCUGGGAAGUUGUUGAAAGAAUUUCGUGGUCAUACAUCUUAUGUGAAUGAUGCCAUCUUUACUAGUGAUGGAACUCGUAUAAUUACUGCCUCUAGUGAUUGUACUGUGAAGGUUUGGGAUGUGAAGAGCACAGAAUGUAUACACACUUUUAGGCCUCCGCCACCAUUGAGGGGUGGUGAUGCUUCUGUUAAUUCUAUUCAUAUUUUCCCGAAAAACACGGAUCACAUAGUUGUUUGUAAUAGGACAUCAGCUGUAUGCGUCAUGACACUGCAAGGACAGGUUGUAAAGAGCUUUUCAUCUGGUAAAAGAGAAGGUGGAGAUUUUCUUUCGGCAUGUGUAUCACCUAAAGGCGAAUGGAUAUAUUGCGUUGGCGAAGACUGUUAUGUUUAUUGCUUCAGUCACCAUUCUGGGAAACUAGAGCAUCUGAUGAAGGUUCACGAGAAGGAAGUAAUUGGUAUGACUCAUCAUCCCCAUAGGAAUCUCAUUGCUACAUACGGUGCAGACUGCACAUUGAAACUAUGGAAGCCCUAGAUUUCCAUUGUAUUUAUUGUUUUCUAAUUUAUAAUGCAAGAUGACUUUUUUCUAUAUCGCUGUUGUUCUUUUGCUGACAUUUAAAAAAGAAAACUUCCUUGCGGAUUUAAAAUGGUAAGUAUGAUAUCAUUUCUCUA